Molecule: messenger RNA, 8140 nt
Organism: Lemur catta (Ring-tailed lemur)
Lineage: Eukaryota; Metazoa; Chordata; Mammalia; Primates; Lemuridae
Gene: RAPGEF2
Product: Rap guanine nucleotide exchange factor 2
Exons: 31
Coding region: 1087-6141 (1684 amino acids)
Biological process (GO): small GTPase-mediated signal transduction; positive regulation of ERK1 and ERK2 cascade
Molecular function (GO): guanyl-nucleotide exchange factor activity; protein binding
Source: RefSeq, a predicted model, not a curated record
UGAGGAGCGGCUCGGGCGGCCGGAGAAGGCGCAGGAGGAAGAGGCGGAGGAAGAGGAGGGGAAUCGCCGCUCCCCAAACACUCUGCGAGGGGCUGUGCGCGGCGCUCGGCCCUCGGACGCCCGCCGCCGGGAGUCCGGACCUGGGCUGCCCGCGGCCCCUCUUCCCGCUCCCCCGCCCGCGCGGACGAGGAACAAAGUUGCGGAGAGCGCCUGGGCCGGAGGGCUGCAGCCCGGGCCGGCUGCUCUGGCCGCGGCGGCGCGGGCGCCGGGGCAGCUCCGCUGCGGGCGCGCUGAUGGGGGCAGGCGGCGGCGGCGGAGCCCACGGCGGCGGCCCGAGCAGCAGAGGCGGCGGCGGCGGUGGCGCGGCGGCCCGAGGGGAUGCAGCAGCAGUCGGGAGGGACGGCCGAUCGCAGUAGACGGAGCCCAGGAGCGGCGGCGACGGCGGCCGAGGCGACCGGGCUUCGCAGCGCCCGUACCUGAGCGAGACCCACCCGGUCCGUCCUCGCGAUCGGCGGCCGCGGCGCCCAAGUGCCCGAGGACUGGGGACGCGGGAGACCCGAGCGCUUCCCGGAGACCCCUGGGCGGCGGCGCGAGCCCCUGAGAGGAGGGGGCGACCCUCGGCGAAGCGGGGAGAGGAGGCUCCGCCUGCCUGCGGCCCUCCCCCUCCCCACUGCCACUCGUACCUCCCUAAAAAUAACUCGGGCCUGCUGGGACCAGGAGGAGCCGCCACUGUCCCCCGAGUGGAGCCGGGGGAGGCGUGUCGAGCCAGGGCCCGGAGGGAGCCGACCGAGCGGCGAGGAGGAAGAGGAGGAGGAGGAAGGGGAGCGCCCCACGGCCGAGCGCGCCGCAGGCUCGGGGCCGCAGGGACACUCUCCGCCGCGGGCGCCGGUCGCGCCUGUCCUGCGCUCCGUGCCGCCGGGCCCCGCCGCGCCCCCCCCCCCCGCGGGCCCCGCUCCGCCGCCGCCGCGCGGUUUGGCUUAUUAGCCUCGGGCGGGCGGAGCGCGCAGGGCGGAGGCAGCGGCUGCUCCGGGCUGGGAGGAGGCCGGCGAGGGUGCGGAGCGGCCCCGGCCCGGCCCGCGCGGGGAGAUGGCGUCCUACGUGGAUAACAGCUUCCGCCAAGCGGUGAUGAAGAACCCCGCCGAGAGGACCCCCCAGGAUCUGGAAAUAGUGUACUCCUAUUUACAUGGUAUGGAAGCCUUGUCAAACUUGAGAGAGCAUCAACUUAGGUUAAUGUGUGAAACUGUGAGAUACGAAAGACACGAAGCAAAUGAAGUUUUAUACUAUCCUGAUGAUAUUGGGACCUGCUGGUAUAUCCUUCUCUCUGGUUCCGUGUUCAUUAAGGAAUCCAUGUUUCUUCCAAGAAGCAGUUUUGGCAAACGUUCUGCAGGAAGCUUUAGGCGUGGCUGUGAAUGCAUUGUUUUAGAGCCUUCUGAAAUGAUUGUGGUAGACUAUAUGGAUGAAAAUGAAGAAUAUUUUCAGCGUCAAGCUUCCCAUAGACAGUCUCGAAGGAGAUUUAGAAAAAUCAACCAGAAAGGUGAAAGACAAACAAUUAUUGACACUGUGGAUCCUUACCCUGUGGGCAAACCACCUUUGCCUAGGGGCUAUCAUACGGAAUGCACUAAAUCUCAGCUUCCUGCAGAUUUCACAAAACUACACCUUACUGACAGUCUCCACCCACAGGUGACCCACGUUUCUUCUAGCCAUUCAGGAUGUAGUAUCACUAGUGAUUCUGGAAGCAGCAGUCUUUCUGAUAUCUACCAGGCCACAGAAAGUGAGGCUGGUGAUAUGGACCUGAGUGGGUUGCCAGAAACGGCAGUGGAUUCCGAGGACGAUGACGACGAAGAAGAUAUUGAGAGGGCGUCAGAUCCUCUGAUGAGUAGGGACAUUGUGAGAGACUGCCUGGAGAAGGACCCAAUUGACCGGACAGAUGAUGAUAUUGAGCAACUCUUGGAAUUUAUGCACCAGUUGCCUGCUUUUGCCAAUAUGACAAUGUCGGUGAGACGAGAACUCUGUGCUGUGAUGGUGUUUGCGGUCGUGGAAAGAGCAGGAACCAUAGUUUUGAAUGAUGGUGAAGAGCUGGACUCCUGGUCAGUGAUUCUCAAUGGUUCUGUGGAAGUGACUUAUCCAGAUGGAAAAGCAGAAAUAUUAUGUAUGGGAAAUAGUUUUGGUGUCUCUCCUACCAUGGACAAAGAAUACAUGAAAGGAGUAAUGAGAACAAAGGUGGAUGACUGCCAGUUCGUCUGCAUAGCCCAGCAAGAUUAUUGCCGUAUUCUCAACCAAGUGGAAAAGAACAUGCAAAAAGUUGAAGAGGAAGGAGAGAUUGUUAUGGUGAAAGAACACCGAGAACUUGAUCGAACUGGAACAAGAAAGGGACACAUUGUCAUCAAGGGCACCUCAGAAAGGUUAACGAUGCAUUUGGUGGAAGAGCAUUCAGUAGUAGAUCCAACAUUCAUAGAAGACUUCCUGCUGACCUACAGGACUUUUCUUUCUAGCCCAAUGGAAGUGGGCAAAAAGUUGUUGGAGUGGUUUAAUGACCCGAGCCUCAGGGAUAAGGUUACACGGGUAGUAUUAUUGUGGGUGAAUAAUCACUUCAAUGACUUUGAAGGAGACCCUGCAAUGACUCGAUUUUUAGAAGAAUUUGAAAAUAACCUGGAAAGAGAGAAAAUGGGUGGACAUCUAAGGCUGUUAAAUAUUGCGUGCGCAGCUAAAGCAAAAAGAAGAUUGAUGACAUUAACAAAACCAUCCCGAGAAUCUCCUUUGCCUUUUAUCUUACUAGGAGGCUCUGAGAAGGGAUUUGGAAUCUUUGUUGACAGUGUAGAUUCAGGUAGCAAAGCAAGUGAAGCAGGCUUGAAACGUGGAGAUCAGAUACUAGAAGUAAAUGGUCAAAACUUUGAAAAUAUUCAGCUGUCAAAAGCUAUGGAGAUUCUUAGAAAUAACACACAUUUAUCUAUCACUGUGAAAACCAAUUUAUUUGUAUUUAAGGAACUUCUAACAAGACUGUCAGAAGAGAAAAGAAAUGGUGCCCCUCACCUUCCUAAAAUUGGUGACAUCAAAAAGGCCAGCCGCUACUCCAUUCCAGAUCUUGCUGUAGAUGUGGAACAGGUGAUAGGACUUGAAAAAGUGAAUAAGAAAAGUAAAGCCAACACCGUUGGAGGAAGGAACAAGCUAAAAAAGAUACUCGACAAGACUCGGAUCAGUAUCUUACCACAGAAACCAUAUAAUGAUAUUGGGAUUGGUCAGUCUCAAGAUGACAGCAUAGUAGGAUUAAGGCAGACAAAGCACAUCCCAACUGCACUGCCUGUCAGUGGGACCUUAUCAUCCAGUAAUCCUGAUUUAUUGCAGUCACAUCAUCGCAUUUUAGAUUUUAGUGCUACUCCCGACUUGCCAGAUCAAGUACUAAGGGUUUUUAAGGCUGACCAGCAGAGCCGAUACAUCAUGAUCAGUAAGGACACUACAGCGAAGGAGGUGGUCAUGCAGGCUAUCAGGGAGUUUGCCGUUACUGCUACCCCGGACCAAUAUUCGCUAUGUGAGGUCUCUGUCACACCCGAGGGAGUAAUCAAACAGAGAAGACUUCCAGAUCAGCUUUCCAAACUUGCUGAUAGAAUACAACUGAGUGGAAGGUAUUAUCUGAAAAACAACAUGGAAACAGAAACACUCUGUUCGGACGAAGAUGCCCAGGAGCUAUUGAGAGAGAGCCAGAUUUCCCUACUUCAGCUCAGCACGGUUGAAGUGGCCACGCAGCUCUCUAUGCGCAAUUUUGAACUGUUCCGCAACAUUGAACCUACUGAAUACAUAGAUGAUUUAUUUAAACUCCAAUCAAAGACCGGCUGUGCCAACCUGAAGAAAUUUGAAGAAGUCAUUAACCAGGAAACAUUCUGGGUAGCAUCUGAAAUUCUGAGAGAGACAAACCAGCUGAAGCGGAUGAAGAUCAUUAAGCAUUUCAUCAAGAUAGCACUGCACUGUAGGGAGUGCAAGAAUUUUAACUCAAUGUUUGCAAUCAUCAGUGGUCUAAACCUGGCACCAGUGGCAAGACUGCGAACGACCUGGGAAAAACUUCCCAAUAAAUACGAAAAGCUAUUUCAAGAUCUCCAAGACCUAUUUGAUCCCUCCAGAAACAUGGCAAAGUAUCGCAAUGUCCUCAAUAGUCAAAACCUACAACCCCCCAUAAUCCCUCUCUUCCCAGUUAUCAAGAAAGAUCUCACAUUCCUUCACGAAGGAAAUGACUCAAAAGUAGACGGGCUGGUUAACUUUGAGAAGCUAAGGAUGAUUGCAAAAGAAAUUCGUCAUGUGGGCCGAAUGGCUUCAGUUAACAUGGACCCGGCCCUCAUGUUCAGGACUCGGAAGAAGAAAUGGCGGAGUUUGGGGUCUCUCAGCCAGGGUAGUACUAAUGCAACAGUACUAGAUGUUGCUCAGACAGGUGGCCAUAAAAAGCGAGUACGUCGUAGUUCCUUUCUCAAUGCCAAAAAGCUUUAUGAAGAUGCCCAAAUGGCUCGAAAAGUGAAGCAGUACCUGUCCAAUUUGGAGCUAGAAAUGGAUGAGGAGAGUCUUCAGACAUUAUCGCUACAGUGUGAGCCAGCAACCAACACAUUGCCUAAGAAUCCUGGUGACAAAAAGCCUGGCAAAUCCGAGACCUCCCCAGUGGCUCCAAGGGCAGGGUCACAGCAGAAAGCACAACCCCAGCCACAGCCCCAGCAGCCGCCGCCACCACAUAAAGUCAGCCAGGGACUGCAGGUUCCUGCCGUGUCCCUUUACCCUUCGCGGAAGAAAGUCCCCGUAAAGGAUCUUCCACCUUUUGGCAUAAACUCUCCACAAGCUUUAAAGAAAAUUCUUUCUUUGUCUGAAGAGGGAAGUUUGGAACGUCACAGGAAACAAGCUGAAGACACGGUAUCAAACGCAUCAUCGCAGCUUUCUUCUCCACCCACCUCUCCACAGAGUUCUCCAAGGAAAGGUGGCAGUGGCAAUCAGCUGAGAUCUUUUGGCUCCGGGCAGUUGGACUUAACCAGUUCCUCCUCUUCUCUUGGAAGCUAUACUUUGGCUCCCAGUGGUACUGUGGAUAAUUUUUCAGAUUCUGGUCACAGCGAAAUUUCUUCACGAUCCAGUAUUGUCAGCAAUUCUUCUUUUGACUCAGUGCCGGUGUCGCUGCAUGAUGAGAGGCGCCAGAGGCAUUCUGUCAGCAUCGUGGAAACAAACCUGGGUGUGGGCAGGAUGGAGAGGCGGACCUUGAUUGAGCCGGAUCAGUACAGCUUAGGGUCCUAUGCACCGAUGUCGGAGAGUCGAGGCUUAUAUGCUACAGCUACAGUAAUUUCUUCUCCAAGCACAGAGGAACUUUCCCAAGAUCAGGGGGAUCGUGCUUCACUCGAUGCUGCCGACAGCGGCCGUGGGAGCUGGACGUCAUGCUCCAGUGGUUCCCAUGAUAACAUACAGACCAUCCAGCACCAGAGAAGCUGGGAGACGCUCCCGUUUGGGCACACUCACUUCGAUUAUUCAGGGGAUCCUGCAGGUUUUUGGGCCUCAAGCAGCCAUAUGGACCAAAUCAUGUUUUCUGAUCAUAGCACAAAGCAUAACAGGCAAAAUCAAAGCAGAGAGAGUCUUGAACAAGCCCAAUCCCGGGCAAGCUGGGCAUCUUCCACGGGUUACUGGGGAGAAGACUCAGAAGGUGACACAGGCACAAUAAAGCGGAGGGGUGGGAAGGACGUUUCCAUUGAAGCUGAAAGCAGUAGCAUAACAUCUGUGACCACUGAAGAAACCAAACCUGUUCCCAUGCCUGCCCACAUAGCUGUGGCAUCGAGUACUACAAAGGGGCUUAUUGCACGAAAGGAGGGCAGGUAUCGAGAGCCCCCGCCCACCCCGCCGGGCUACGUUGGAAUUCCCAUCGCUGACUUUCCAGAAGGGCAUUCUCAUCCAGCCAGGAAACCUCCGGACUACAACGUGGCGCUUCAGAGGUCUCGGAUGAUGGCCAGACCCUCCGACGCAGCUGGGCCUUCGCCCGCACAGCCGCCACACGGGCACCCGCCGAGCAGCAGGCCUGUGAACAAACCUCAGUGGCACAGACCCAACGAGUCCGACCCUCGCCUCGCCCCCUACCAGUCCCAAGGGUUUUCCACGGAGGAGGACGAAGAUGAACAAGUAUCUGCUGUUUAAGGCACAGGUGAGCCACCUACAAGGAGAGCACAAGAAGACGUCCCUAUCAUCGGAGCCUUGGAACUCACAUUCUGAGGAUGGUGGACCAGUUUGCCUCCUUCCCUGCCUUAAAAGCAGCAUGGGGCUUCUCCCCUUCUUCCCUUCCCCUUUGCAUGUGAAAUACUGUGAAGAAAUUGCCCUGGCACUUUUCAGACUUUGUUGCUUGAAAUGCACAGUGCAGCAAUCUUCAAGCUCCCGCUGUUGCUGCCUGCCACAUCACACAGUAUCAUUCCAAAUUCCAAGAUCAUCACGACGAGAUGAUUCACUCUGGCUGCACUUCUCGAUGCCUGGAAGGAUUUUUAAAAAUCUUCCUUUUAGAUUUCAAUCCAGUCCUAGCACUUGGUCUCAUUGGGAUAAUGAGAAAAGCUAGCCAUUGAACUACUUGGGGCCUUUAACCCAUCAAGGAAGACAAAGAAAAACAAUGAAAUCCUUUGAGCACAGUGCUUGUCCACUUGUUUACAAUGUCCUCCUUUUUUAAAAAAAAAAAUGAGUUUAAAGAUUAUGUUUAGAGAGUAAAUGUUUUAUCCAUUUAAUGAUUACAGUAUUAUUUUGAACCUUAACUAGGGUUGCCAGCCUGGUUUCUAAAAAACCAAAUAUGCCGGACAGGGUGUGGCCGCACCAAGAAGAGGGGAAGACCUGGCUUGUGACCCUGUCUUCCCACAUCCUUCUGGCCUCACCCAUGAAGUGCCCUAUCCUGGAAGUAUAAAAUGUUAGCCAAUUACUCGAAUACCAAGACACCUCAUCUGCUCCUUCCCCAGCGGGUGGGGUUCUUCUGUAAAACUGUUUGCACAUGGCCAGGGGAGGGAAAUAGGACUCUCAUGUCCUGUCUGAGCCUUAUGGAGGCAGGACAGUGUCAUUUGAAGGGCGUGUCCUACUCCAUCGAGAUGGAUGGCAAACCCAUUUUUAAGUUAUGUUUCUUUGAUUUUUGUUACUUUAGAGUUUUAGUUUUUUUUUUUUUGUUUUUUUUUUUUAAGAAACAUUUAUAACUGGACAGCAUUGCAGUGAAAGCAGCUUGGGAUGUUGGAGCUAAUGCCAGCUGUUUAUACUGCUCUUUCAAGACAGCCUCCCUUUAUUGAAUUGGCAUUAGGGAAUAAACAAGCCUUUAAACGUGAUAAAAGAUCAAAAACCUAGCUAGAUAUGCCAGCCUUUGCAAGGCAGGUUAGUCACCAAAGACUAACCGCCAAGUGGCUUUAUGGACGCUGACUAUAGAGAAGGCCUAAGUGUAGCAACCAUCUGCUCACAGCUGCUAUUAACCCUAUAUUGACUGAAAAUGACCCCUCCGCUCUAUUUUUGUGUUGUUUUUGCACAGACUCCGGAAAAGUGAAGGCUGCCAAUCCGAGUAGUACUCAAAUGUGAGGAACUGCUGGUCUUGGAUUUUUUUUUCCAUUAAAGUCAGCUGAUCAUAUUGAUCAGUAGAUAAACGUAAAUAGCUUCAAAUUUUAAAAGUGGAAUUGCAGUGUUUUUUCACUGUAUCAAACAAUGUCAGUGCUUUAUUUAAUAAUUCUCUUCUGUACCAUGGCAUUUGUCUACUUGCUUAUAUAUUACAUUGUCAAUUAUGCAUUUGUAAUUUUACAUGUAAUAUGCAUUAUUUGCCAGUUUUAUUAUAUAGGCUAUGGACCUCAUGUGCAUAUAGAAAGACAGAAAUCUAGCUCUACCACAAGUUGCACAAAUGUUACCUAAGCAUUAAGUAAUUGUAGAACAUAGGACUGCUAAUCUCAGUUCGCUCUGUGAUGUCAAGUGCAGAAUGUACAAUUAACUGGUGAUUUCCUCAUACUUUUGAUACUACUUGUACCUGUAUGUCUUUUAGAAAGACAUUGGUGGAGUCUGUAUCCCUUUUGUAUUUUUAAUACAAUAAUUGUACAUAUUGGUUAUAUUUUUGUUGAAGAUGGUAGAAAUGUACUAUGUUUAUGCUUCUACAUCCAGUUUGUACAAGCUGGAAAAUAAAUAAAUAUAACAUAAA